AUGGUCAACGUCCCCGGCAGAAGCAGAGGCUGCGCGACGUGCCGAAAGCGUAGAGUCAAGUGCGACGAGUCCCUGCCAGAAUGCCUCGCUUGCGUCCGCAUGGGGUUGCCGUGUCCGGGCGCGCGCACCGGGACAUUCUUUGUGCACGCUGUGCCAAGCUCUUCUUCGAGCCACGGAGCAUGCAGUGCGAUACCACGGCUACCGGGCCCUCAACCAUCGCGAGCCAGUGCAUUUGACCAGCUGUUUGUCUCACAUUUUGUGGAGUCCUUCUUCGGGACCAUGAAGCCACCUCCAGCACCAGGAACACCGCCAAAGAUAUGGCUGCACGAGCUUCCCGUCUUUCUAGCCUCUUCAGAGCCAUCUUCAGCCAAGCCUGCCAUUCGUGCAGCAUCGAUGAUUAGCUAUGGUACUCUCGCAGGUGAUGUGUCCAUCAAGACGGCCGCUCGAAAGUGGUAUGCAGAAGCACUGCAUCAUCUUCAGUUCCAAAUGACAAAGGGGAACGUCGCCGUUGAUGAGAGUAUCAUUUGCGCCGUCGUGAUGCUCAUUCACUUUGAAACCUGGGCUGGCACGAGCCAAAAAGCCUGGCUUCGUCAUCUCAAGGGCGCGGCAAUGUUACUUCAGGUGGCAGGGCCCGAGAGUUGUCGUGAUGGUUUCAUGCAUCAAAUAUUCAGUCACCUAAGGUUCCAGAUGUUUGUCGCCGCCAUGACCGAAAACGAAGUGCCUGUCUUUGCAACGCAAGACUGGAUGACAAUCCCUUUUCAAGUAUGCACGAAACUCGUUUUUGACCAGCUCAUUGAUGUUCUAUUCAAUCUUCUCGGGUGCCUUUCGGUUGCAGACCAACUCAUCAAAUCUGACUCGAGCGGUGACCUGAGGUCGACCCUCGAUGCUCUCAUCCGAGAUACCAUGCUCCAGGCCUCUCAGUGGUGGUCAGGGUGCAUAGAGAACAACCCCUUUGGACAAAUAUCACCGAAACAAGGAUGUGACCCAGACGAAGGUCAGCCACUGCUGACGCACACAUCGAUCCCAGCCGCAGCCUUGUGCUCUCUCUAUGAUGCGGCAAACCUCAUCACUUUCCGUCUGUUACACCUCGUGUCCCCUUCAGCACCCUUAAAUGAUCUAUGUGCAAGGCAGCAUGCACAGUCCAUCUUAUCGGCGAGUCAUUUCAUCGAUGAGAUGUCUGGACCUGCGCCAGAUCGUGGGUCUAUAAUGAUAACGCUACAGCUGAAGGUUGUUAGCCUAUGGAGCCCAUCACCCGAGCAGAGAAAUAUGGCUCUUGCGUUGCUCCAAAGGGACAGGCAUCAGGGAGGAGGACUUUCGGAUAUCUCAGCGGUCUCCCACGAGUACUUUGCUGACGUGGCCGCUUACAUUCUUCAACACUACCCUAAUGGGUGA
Fusarium vanettenii 77-13-4 is the source of this 1392-nucleotide messenger RNA. RefSeq lists its product as uncharacterized. Lineage: Eukaryota; Fungi; Ascomycota; Sordariomycetes; Hypocreales; Nectriaceae. Bases 1 to 1392 code for a protein of 463 amino acids. Gene Ontology annotation, biological process: regulation of DNA-templated transcription. The transcript is spliced from 3 exons. Gene Ontology annotation, molecular function: DNA-binding transcription factor activity, RNA polymerase II-specific; zinc ion binding. The record is from RefSeq and is a predicted model, not a curated record.